Cuscuta epithymum is the source of this 5257-nucleotide messenger RNA. Lineage: Eukaryota; Viridiplantae; Streptophyta; Magnoliopsida; Solanales; Convolvulaceae. The record is from the annotation of a GenBank genome assembly.
UGACUCCGUUCUGUUAUCACACUUCAAGCCUUCAACAAUCAACUACCUCCUAUUUCUUUCAUCUCACAGCGGCCCGGCCCCUAACCCUGGUGUCACCCGCGCCCUAACCUCACCGAGCGGUUGCCAUUGUUUCCGUCUUCUCGUGCCAACAGUCCAGGUCGGUAAAGCUGGAGGAUUCGAAAGGAAAAACAUGUCUGAUAGUGAUAAAGCUCCAUACAAAGCAAAAGAAGAUAAAAGGAAACGCGAAUACGAGAAGACCAUGGAGGCCUACAAUAAGAAAGAGAUUGUUGCCCCGGUGGAAGAACAUGAAUCUGAUUAAUCAAAGUCUGAAAUAAACGACAACAAUGAAGAUGAUGACAAUGCCAAGGUUAGUAUUGAUUGAAUGAAACACCAAGUCAGAUUAAUUUUUUUUGGAAUGAUCUAAAAUUUAUCAAUAAUGGUGCUUUGCUACAGCUGACUGCUUAUGGUUUAUUACCGCCUACCUCCUGCACUCUUCUCCCAAACUUGUUUUGCAAAGUUUUUUCGAGAGUAUGCAGGGUUUUGGAGUAAUAUAUUUACUGCUCCUUAGUAUAGUUGUGGUUGAAAAAGCUUUUUCGGGAACACAACAUACUAUAUAUAUACUUCAUAUAUACUACUCCGGUGCUUUUCAGACUUUGACUUAUCAGAUUCAUCUGGACUGAACCAUAAGGCUAUUAGUGUAAUGCAUUUAACUGAACAUUUUAACAUCAGUUAAUAAAUUAGUAUAAUGAAUUGAACAUUAGGAUUUUCUAUAUUAUGUUACUUCAUUCGGUUGAUAACAAAGUGUAUUAUGUGGUAUCAUUUUGAAGUAAUCAAACUCAGGUGGUUAAUAUGGCAUCAUUUUGAGAAAAAAUGAUAGUUCAUAUUGAAAUAAGAAUGAAGUCAAACUUUACAGCCACUGUUAUACUUAUGCUUAUUGUGCUAAUUUAAUUUAGUACUCCCUCCGUCCCAGAACUAUCUUCAUAGUUACUAUUCACAUGGUCAACUCAAAUUACUCUUAAUCUUUUACUUUAUAUAUCAAAUUUUUUUCAAGUUUAAAAUUUCUUGAUCAGGCUUUGUAGCGGUUUAUUUUAAUUUAGUUUCUGAAUAUGUAAAUUUUAAUUACUAAAAAUAAUCCGAGUGUGAACACGGAUUAAGUUGCUUUAGCGUCAGUCAAGUAUCGUAAACCAAAGGGAAAACUGUCAAAUAGGCCCCCCUACUAAUACAGAAAAGUCAAUUAAGCCCCUGAACUCAAAAAACACUCAAUUAAGCCCACGAACUAUAAAAACGAGGCAAAACAGUCCUUUUAGCAGGUAAUUAAGCAGUUAAAAAGAGAUAAGGAAAAAAGGAAAGAAAGAGAAAAAGAGAAAAAGAAAAUGUAAAAGCAUGCCACAUCAUUUGCCACACAUGCAACUUAACUGGGAACGGUUAAUAUCUUGCUAAAAGGACUGUUUUGCCUCGUUAUAUUUAGUUCGUGGGCUUAAUUGGAUGUUUUUUGAGUUCGGGGGCUUAAUUGACGUUUUUGUAUUAGUAGGGGCCUAUUUGACACUUUUCCCUAAACCAAACUAUGAAGAUAAUUCUGGGACGGAGGUAGUAAUAGAGAAAUGAAAAGGCAGCUAGAUUUAAUGAAGUGCUGCAGCCUGGAAUUAGCCUAUUUGAGCAAAAUAAACUAUGUUUGCUUCAUAAGGUCAUGUGUGGAUCAGGGUCUACUGAAAGAUAGCAAUAGCUAAAGACAACUAAUUGUUCAAAAUGUAUGUGUUUAUAUUUUAUAUACCUAAAGAAGCAUUACAUAAUUUCAUAAAACACAACUAAACAAUUAAGAAUGUACAAAGUGGUAUAAGGGAAUAAUUUUAGCCGAAAAUUGUAUUUCGUUUCUUUGUUAUCACAUGGUUGUUUAUUAUUUGUAUUCAAAUUGAUAAUAAUGUGUUCUGUCUAACUUAUGUCAAUGGAAUCAACCUAUUUGAAUAUUCUUAUAACCUCUGGAUAUCUCAUAUGUCCUAACAUCUGUCAUUAGCUUAGCCUAUUUUAAAUAGUCUAAUACUCUCUAUCAAAUUACUAAAUGAUUCAGUUACAAAAGGAUCCCUUUUGGCAAUCUAUAUGUUUCUUAAACUAGAAAUUUAUCUGUGAGUCGUUUUAAAGAACACAUGAGGUGAAAAUUGAAGAAUAUGAAAGUUAGGAAUGAAACAUGAAAUUUAAGAAAAACCUGUUUGUAAAAUUUAGUGGAUUAAUGUUUAUUUUGGUUGGUAAAAGGACUACAUGCAUUGAUGGUAUUUUUAUAUCUGGUUUGUUUCAUUUUUUUUAAAGAAAUGUUAUGUGGUUGUGUUUAGCUAAGUUGUGAGUAAAUAAUAUAAAUUAGGGUUCUAGAAUGGGUAGAUGGGUACUACAAUGGAGAUAUAAAGACCAGGAAAGCAAUGUAGGCUAUAGAAAUCAUUACUGAUCGGUUGGGAUUACAGAGGACUGAUGAAUUGAGAGAGCUUUAUGAGUCUCUGUUAGCGGGUGAAGCUAAGCCACAACCAGAUAUGCACUCUGUUGCAUUGUCACCGGAAGAUUUCACAGAUACAGAGUGGUAUUUUUUUGUUUGCAUGUCAUUCCUAUUCAACAUAGGCCAAGGGCAACUCUCUUACUCCCUUUCAUCUUUCUGCACUUGUAAAAUUUUUAGGGUAUCUGACGGGAGCAUAUGGUUUUUUAUUGUUAAUGUCUCCCCACCCAAACUUCAUUUCUUUUUUAAAAUUUAAAGAACAAGCAAUGACCCAUCAAUGAAGAGAGCACACUUACUUGUUCCUAGGACCGAACAUGAGGCCAAAAUCAGAUCUGACCAAAUUGAACUAGAGCUAGAACUUAGUAGGAAAAAAGUUGGCCCAAAGAGUGGACCUAUUUUUUUUCUGGCUCAGGACUGGUCAAGAAUAUUCCAGGUCAAACUCAACUGAUACAAGACUGGUAUCACAUUUCUUUAAAAAUGGUUUGGCUAUGUUUUAAUCUUUAAAAUAAAAAUUGGCUUGCCAUCCGUAAAUAAAGAAAAGUGAAGGUUUGACAAAUGUACACGACCAAAUGAAUGUUGACUAUGUUCCAGAAAUGUCUUUAAGAGUAUUUGGUUCUGAAAUUGUCGUAAGCUGGGUGGAGCCUGAAGUCAUGCUAAUGCCCUUUUACAUCACUAACCAAGUUGCCUGAGAGGGCACUUGAGAAGAAGCAAAGUAUUUGACUAUGCAAUGCAGACCAAGCAGACAACGGAACCUUUAUCAUAUCAUUGCUUGCAAAGGAAAGGGGAGCAAUUCUUACCCAAAUCUCAUAUAGCUGGCCGUCCAGAGUGCGUCUAUUCAGACUGUUGUAUGCUUUCUGCACUUGGGAGGUGUAAUUGAGCUAGGAGCUACUGACUUUGUAAGUGAGCUUCAAUUUUUCAUAGUUUCCUUUGCCUCGUGCUUUUUUCAUGUGUGAUGUGUACAUCAAGUGCCUAAUAAAAGUCAUGGAUGUGAUACUUUACUUUAAACCGUAAAAUGGGCGAUCGUACUACAGUGUACCGGUGUAACUCGGGUUUUGUAUGCCACCGAUCAAAGACCAUACAGAUAUUGCCACACCUUGUGGUGCUCAUAUGCAAACUGAAUAUGGCCACCAUCUUUUUGACCAUGCUGCUGGAAAUGGCAGUAUAUAUUCUCUCCUCAAAAUUAAAUAUCUACAUGAGAGUGUGAGUAUAAGAGUAUUUUACAUUAUCAUUCUCCCAUUCUCCCAUUCCCCCAAUGGGAUACAACAGAAGAUAGUUGCAAGUAAACCGAAAGUGCAUAUUUUGGGUCAAAAUUUCAUUUCAACACCUGUAUUGUAAUAUCUAUUUUGAUCUUCACAUCCUUUUUGCAGUUUUACCUUAGAUUCCACUACUGUUCCCCAAUGUAAAAAAAACAUUUUCUGGAUAAAGGACUCAUAGAAGUCUCUUCAAAUAAACUCCUUAAAAGAAUAGGGUGGCAUCCAUCCUUUCCACUUUCACGUAGGUCAAUUGUUUUGUAUGACAAAUUACUUGUACGAUAAAUGUUGUGACUUCACGUUUAAUUGAGAUGUAUAUUUGUUUUUAAAGUUUCACGUUUUUUUCUUUGUCAAUAUAAUACAAAUUGCAAAAAUAUAAUUAAAUAUUUGGGUUACAGAAUACAUUGGACACUAUUCUAAUCGCGCAACGCGCGUUACAAAACUAGUAAAAUUUAUAAAUGUUAUUUUGGAUGUGAUAUUAGUAUUUGAAAAGUAGAUGAAUUUUGAAGGACAUUGAGUACAAAAACUAAAUUUGUUAAAUCAAAUUAUUUUAGGGAAAAUCGCAUAUAUGGUCCCUCAGUUAUCCACGAAAUUUAAAUCUCAGACCUGUAUUUCUGAGAUUGUAAAUGUCACCCCUUUAUUGUCCAAAAUGCUGUAAAUGUGGUCUUUUUGAGGGGUGAAAUAUACAAUGUGAGCGAAAGUACAUUUCACUACUUAAAGGACCACAUUUCCAUCAUUUUGGACAAUUGAGGGGUGACAUUUACAAUAUCAGAAAUACAGGUCUGAGAUUUUAAUUUCGUGGAUAACUGAGGGACCAUAUAUGCGAUUUUCCCAUUAUUUUAUGAGAUUGAGUGAGUCUUAUUUAGCUAUAAAGCUAUUUUUUUUUUGUGUUUUCAUUCUGCACUUUGUUUUGUGCAAGUGAUGAAAGUUAUGCUUGACAAAGAGAGCCACAUUAGAACACCUAGAUUAUUUAUUAAACAUUUGUGCAUUUACAUUUGGAUUUGAGUACAUGUAAACAAUUACUCCGUAUGUUGUUAUGGGUUUUGAAUGCCUGAAUGUUUAUGUUUUAGUUUGGAUGGUGAUUUACCUUGUGCACCCGUUUAAAUAAAGUGCGACGGUAACACCCUUUGUUUAUCAUUCCACUGUGUAAAAACAUUUUACAUUUUAAGUAUUUUGGAAAAUGAUUUAUUAAAUUACUAGUUAUAAUAUGUACACAUCAUUUUGGCCUUCCCAUUAUUCAUUUAUUUUUCAUUGAUUCAUCAUUAUUUUGUCAUUUUCAUAGGAGCAUGUUCACAUCAUGGCUACGGAUCGAUUUGGAGUUGAUAGAAAUAUACAAUGUGAAGAUCCAAAGUUUGUUUCAAAAAAGUCAACCUUGUAGGAAGAGUAGUUUAAUAUUUUUACAAUGUAGUUUAUCAGUUCAUAUUUUACUAGUGAUAAAUAAUUCUAACACCAUCCAAUGUUUUUACACAAUUCAUCUUAACAGAAAGUCUAUACAUAUACUACGAGCAUGUUUGGCAGACAUAAGUCUUUG